GCCAUUCCGCGCGCUCCAACUCACACUGCCCGCUGCUGGCUGCCGCAGCCACGGGAAAGAGCUUGCUGCCGACCAGCGCCGCCAUUUGACCUUCCCUCGCUCGCUGCGGCUCCGCUCGGCUUCCGGAUCCGGGGGCAGCAGCGCGGGUUUGAAUGGAUGCUGCUGCAGCCGCCGCCGCGGCGUCUGGGUUUUGGAGCGAGGGGCUCCCUCCUUGACGGAUGAGAGAGAGCGAGAGAGAACGAGUGUGCAUUCAUGGAGGUGGGUGAGAGCGCUGGGGUCCUUGUAGGGUAGAGUCCAACGUCCCUACCUGGGGCUCAAGAAUGUCCGGAAGCCGCCAGUGCUAACUGCCAUGAUGGAAGCCCUCUUCCUUAUUUCCAACAAAUGUCAUCCAGUCACACUGCACCCUGCUCAUCACACAGAACUUAAACACUAUGCUCCCAAAGAUGGCUGAGAGCGAGGAUGAGACACUACCCACUUUUGAUUUCCUAAACAAGCAGCCUUCUGGCAGAACAAGUGGUACUGCACAGCCUCUUCGAGGAGAUGAAGUAGUUGUGCUCUGCAGCUCAGAUUCUGAGGAUUCAUCUGCUGCAUCUCCUGCAUGCAAAAAGUCCUGCGCUACGCAAGAUCCCACCGGGGCUGCUGCUCAUACAGAAGUCAGGGUGGAACUCAGCAGUGACAGCGAAGAGGAGAACAUUAUACCCUUGGUUGAAAGGCUCAAGAGGAAGCUUGUGGAUGCCAAGCCUGCCACAACUGAAGUUCUGUUUACUAGAAUCCAAGAAUUGCGCAAACAAGACUCAGCUGGAGGGAACAAGUUCCAGCCAAGUGAUGAACAAGAGGCUACUGAUUGUGGCUCACUACCAAAAGCCCCAGAUGCCCAGAGAAGAGCUGCCCCCAAUACCUGGGAGCUGUCCGAUAGUGACCCAGAAGUGGAUCCAUCGGAUUCAAUGAAUCAGCCUUUGCACCAACCUCCAGUUUGUGUCUCUAACUGCUCAGUGCCAAAUAGUGACUGCCGGGUGGCAGAGAUAAGCCUCAGACCCUUCCCUCUUCAGACCAAAAAAAAGCGCAGCCAGGAGGAAAUUGACAAAGCCCGCCAGGCUGCCCUGAAGAGGAGAAAAGACCAAGAAACUCGGAAAAUGCUGCAAGAGCAGGAAAGGGAGAGGAAGAAAGCACUUGCCAACCAGCAGAAGGCCCAGAAGCCAGGAGAGUGCCUGAAAUAUAUUCAGGUAGUGCUGGAUCCAGGUCUUUUACAGGUAGAUGGUGGCGGACAGGUGCUUACCACUCUGCAGUCCAUGGAGUGUAGCUGUGUGAUUGAGAGCCAUGUUGUUCCCCACAGUAUCACCUGGAGAAGGAAAACUGGGCUCACUCAGGCUGAAGAAGACAACUGGGUAGAAGAACCCAACAUCCUAGUUCUGCUGCUGCUAGAAGAAUUUAUCUCCAUGAUUCAUAACUAUAAGCAGGUUAGUGAGGAAGUACCUGCUGAGACCCUGCAGAGCUUUGUGGCGAAUAUCAUGAAGAUAUCCCCUGGGAAAACACUGGCGCUGGUUGUCAUUGAACUAGAAAAAUAUUUCAGUUCUCACAAGCACAAGUCACAGAAGAAACCACAGCAGAGUGGUAGCGGGGCACUGGAGCAGGGCAAACAAAGGAACCGGAGAGGAAAGGGCCAUUCGCCCCCGGCAUUAUCCAGGGUGGAUGUGGAAGAGGCCUUAGUGGCUCUGCAGCUUCACACGGGCAUCCAGGUUCGAGUCCUUGAGAGCUGGAAAGAGUUUGGUGACUUUGCCAGCAUGUUCACUAAGGCUGUAGCUGAAGCACCAUUCAAAAGGGCACGAGAUAAAACAAGCUUUUCCUUCUGCCUGGAGGGAGACUGGAGUGGCGGUAUGAAGGUAGACCGCUCUGGAAAGGGGCUGCUGCAGGUCUGGAAAAGGCAGAUUCAGCAGCUUAACCGGGUCAGUUUAGAGAUGGCCAAUGCCAUUGUGGCCAAGUACCCUUCUCCUCUGCUUCUGGUGAAGGCCUAUGGUACCUGCUCUACUGAACAGGAGCGACAAAACCUUCUUGCAGAGAUACCUGUUCGCCGUGGUGAUGGGGUGACUGCCACUACAAGGCGGGUUGGUCCAGAGCUCUCGAAACGGAUAUAUUUACAGAUGACUUCCAGCAAUCCUGACCUUUCCCUGGAUGUUACUGGGUGACCCCAAAAUAUGUAAAUUACUCUGCUCAAACUAACUAACUUAUUUGGAGGAGAAAAACAUUCAGUGUGUCUGAAAAUAUUCACAUAACUGUUGUUUGGAUUUUGGAAAGAAGAAGGGCCUUAUUCCUACACAGCAACUGAGUCCUCCUUAGCCAACAUGAACAAAUGGAAAGCUGUAGUCAUCUUCUUGUGCUACUCCUGAAAAGAUGGCUUUCUUUUUGGCAACAGAUUAUCCACAUUUAUUAGCACAAACAGCAAUAGCACUAUCCCUAAGCAAUACCCCACUGAUUUUAACAUGCGUGCUAAGGAAGAUGUAUGAAUUGUGCAACUUUGUCACCAUAGCACAGACCAUGGAUUUAAAGCUGAUUUUGUCCAAUUGGCUGCUGUGAAGAAGCUUGAGUUUAGAACUGUCCACAUGCCAAAACAGAAGCAUAAUAUUCUCUCAUUCUACAGACGAGAAGUCCUAAAUAAACAUAUGCGCUUUGCAAUGA
Messenger RNA from Hemicordylus capensis (graceful crag lizard), 2673 nucleotides. RefSeq names its product essential meiotic structure-specific endonuclease 1 (gene EME1). Gene Ontology annotation, biological process: mitotic intra-S DNA damage checkpoint signaling; replication fork processing; double-strand break repair. The record is from RefSeq and is a predicted model, not a curated record. Gene Ontology annotation, molecular function: DNA binding; nuclease activity. Bases 432 to 2183 code for a protein of 583 amino acids. The transcript is spliced from 9 exons. Lineage: Eukaryota; Metazoa; Chordata; Lepidosauria; Squamata; Cordylidae. Gene Ontology annotation, cellular component: Holliday junction resolvase complex; nucleus.